AAGGGAUUUAGGUGCUCGGCUUGGGCGGCCUCAGUCUUGGGUGUCAGGCAGCCCUGGAGCUCGGAAUGAGAAAGCGGAACGAGUCAGUUGCCUUGGAGCAUGAGCGCUUCGCUGCCUCUGCCUCCUCCUCAUCUUCCUCCUCUCCCUCUUCCCCUGCCACCGCUGCAGCGCUGGACAAGGAUUGUCGCCUGAAGAAGAACCUGCGUCUGGCGGGCAAGGGGACAAAGGAGUUGGGCUCCUCCUCCAACGCGGGCAUGAAGCGGGCGUUCGGCAGAAGAAAGGGAUUGUGGUUUCGCUUGCGGAAGUUAUUUCUAUGGUCACUGGCCUUGUACGCUGCCAUUCCCUUCCUUGUAAAACUCUGUCCUGGGAUACAGGCUAAGCUGAUUUUCUUGAAUUUUGUGAGGGUUCCCUACUUUAUUGACUUGAAAAAGCCACAGGAACAAGGCUUAAAUCACACCUAUAAUUACUACCUCCAGCCAGAAGAAGGGGUAACUAUUGGAGUCUGGCACACAGUACCUACAGUCUUAUGGAAGAAUGCUCAAGGAAAGGACCAAGCAUGGUAUGAAGAUACCUUGGCUUCCAACCAUCCUAUCAUUCUUUAUUUGCAUGGAAAUGCAGGCACUAGAGGAGGAGAUCAUCGAGUGGCACUAUACAAGGUUCUGAGUUCUCUUGGUUACCAUGUAGUCACCUUUGAUUACAGAGGCUGGGGCGAUUCAAUAGGAACACCAACAGAAGGGGGAAUGACUUAUGAUGCUCUACAUGUUUUCGACUGGAUAAAAGCAAGAAGUGGUUACAAUCCUGUGUAUAUUUGGGGCCAUUCACUGGGCACUGGAGUUGCAACCAAUUUAGUAAGGCGCUUAUGUGAACGAGAAACUCCUCCAGAUGCUCUCAUAUUGGAAUCUCCAUUCACAAACAUACGUGAAGAAGCAAAAAGCCAUCCAUUUUCUGUGGUAUAUCGAUACUUUCCUGGAUUUGACUGGUUCUUCCUUGAUCCCAUCACAAGCAGUGGAAUUAGAUUCGCAAAUGAUGAAAAUGUGAAAUACAUAUCGUGCUCCUUGCUUAUUCUUCAUGCUGAAGAUGACCCCAUUGUGCCAUUCCACCUAGGAAGAAAGCUCUAUAACAUCGCAGCGCCAUCUCAGAGCUUCCGGGACUUCAAAGUCCAGUUUGUUCCAUUUCACAGGGAUCUCGGCUACCGGCACAAGUACAUAUACAAGAGCCCUGAACUACCUCGAAUACUGAGGGAAUUCCUGGGAAAAUCAGAACAUGAGCAUCAUCGUGAGCUCCGUCACUGAGGCCGGGCUGUGUGAACGCAUGAAGAUCUCUUCCCCCUCCCCGUCCUUUUCUUUUCCGUUGGAUCAGUCCGCAGUCCUGGAAGCUGGCGGCGGAGUGUCACGCUCUGCCUCUGCGUCGCUCAGGACCCCCAGCUUGUCAUCGAGCUUGCCCCGGAGAGGCCUCAAAGUGAUGUUAGCCGGUGUGCGUAGCCCCGGAGGAGUGGGAGGAAGCCUCCCCGGAGCCCUCCCUCAACACCCCACCGAGCGGCUGAAGCCAGGGACCUGGCCGGAGCUUCGCCUCCCUCCCCUCCGCCGAGCUGUCUGCUGAGCCUCCGCCGGCCUGGCGGACCCGCCGUCACUUUGUCCGUCCUCCGUCCUACUUCUGUCUUGCUUUUUGGUGGGUUUUUACGACGGAGACUUUGCUCUCUCCUCACUUCCUCUAGAAGCUCAACUGUUACUCCAGAAGGUGAAAGGGCUUUGGGGCGUCCGGAACAAGGACUUCCACCUCUAACUGAAGGGAGUGGUCGGGGUGGGGGGAGACUCAGAAAUGAAGGAUUUCUUUGGGGUUCUUUCUAUCCCCCCCUCGUACACCCAUAAUGAACUUUGGAUGGUUUAUGAUGACUUCUCGCCCUAGCCAUACUUGCACUCCACGGCCGCCACUCUCUUGGUGGUACCUUUGCUAAUUCACAAUUGUUGUUAUGGUGAUGAUUAUUUGUAUUUCUCUCAAUUUACUUCUCCCUUAUUUCUCUCUCCCAUUCUUUUAACUAACCUGGGUCCAGACUGAGCAUUUAUUUAAAAAAUAAAAUAGUGGUGGUCAUCCGUCUUCUUUUUCCUCUGCAAACCAGGAAAAAUCCACACUUAGCACUUUGAGGCGAGGCAGAAAAGUUUGUGCCUCGUACAGUGUCCAGGAGCCCACCGUGCCCUGGGCCUGAGCUACAAGUGAGCCUCCCCAGCUGUCGGGCUUCACUUUUGUCUGUCUGUCUGUCUGUCUGUCUGCCUGCCUGCUCACCACGAAGGGCAGACUUGGUGAGUGAAUGUGGAGUUUUCUGAUGGUCUUCCUUCUCUCUUGCCUUAGGCAAGACUCAGUCCGUACAAGAAGCGAGCUUCCAUUUCUUUGCAAUAUUGGUCCCCCGCCAGGAGAAAUCUUGGAGCCUCAGGCACAGAAUGCCGCUCCUGCAUUGUCCAGUGAGAAGCGGGAGCACCCGCGCAUGGAAGAGAGUCCUCGCCACAGUGCGCAGGACCCUUUCAAUGAGUUUUAUGCCAUAAAAAGAUGGAGGGUAGUUUUCACCCAAGUUACUCACAAGCUGUGUGCCGCGGAAAUGCUACUUAUUGGAGUUAUUUAUUGCACCGAUAGAUGUGUGGUUUGGCUUUUUUUGUACAACCCAAUCAACAUUCCACGAGAUGCAAUCGCUUUCAUUAGACAUCUAUCCAAUUCAGCCUUCCCUGAGAAUAUCAUCUCGUCACUCUUCUCCAGUUAACAAAAGACCAGAUUCUCCGAAGCACGAACCCGAUACUGUUUGUUUAACUUGUGACCUACGGUUCCAAUCAUUAGGCCAGUGUUGUGCAUUAAAAUUUAAAGUAAAACAUCUCAAAAGGAAAAAAAAUGCAUCAUUUUAAUAAAGUUGCCUUUGGAUCACUC
Molecule: messenger RNA, 2910 nt
Organism: Gracilinanus agilis (Agile Gracile Mouse Opossum)
Lineage: Eukaryota; Metazoa; Chordata; Mammalia; Didelphimorphia; Didelphidae
Gene: ABHD12
Product: abhydrolase domain containing 12, lysophospholipase
Exons: 13
Coding region: 66-1292 (408 amino acids)
Biological process (GO): phosphatidylserine catabolic process; monoacylglycerol catabolic process
Cellular component (GO): endoplasmic reticulum membrane
Molecular function (GO): monoacylglycerol lipase activity; phosphatidylcholine lysophospholipase A1 activity
Source: RefSeq, a predicted model, not a curated record